Messenger RNA from Schistosoma haematobium, 4669 nucleotides. It is a transcript of the gene WNT4, whose product is annotated as Protein Wnt-4. Gene Ontology annotation, cellular component: extracellular region. Gene Ontology annotation, biological process: canonical Wnt signaling pathway; cell fate commitment; neuron differentiation. Bases 221 to 1984 code for a protein of 587 amino acids. NCBI's taxonomy places the organism in Eukaryota, Metazoa, Platyhelminthes, Trematoda, Strigeidida, Schistosomatidae. Gene Ontology annotation, molecular function: cytokine activity; frizzled binding. The transcript is spliced from 4 exons. The record is from RefSeq and is a predicted model, not a curated record.
CAACAAAAAAGACAAUAAUAAAAUAAAGGUGAUUUAAUAAUCUACUAUGCGUGUCAGAGCACAAUCAUCACAAUAAAUAACUUUUUUAUUCAGAUAAUUAAAAUAAAGAUGUGUAUAUUGUUUAAUACCUAUCAAUGUAAAUUAAAUUAAAAAUAGUCAAUUCAACCUGUAAACCAUCUAGUUCAUUGUAUCACUUCUCAUGUAAUCAUUAUUUAAAAAGAUGGAUAUUUUCUGUAAAACUAAAUGUUUUACAUCAAUUCAUACUAUAAUUAUGACAAAAUGUAUAACUUUAUUAAUUAUUUAUGGACUGAUAACUAUUACAAUAUCUCCUACAAUUAUAACUUGUCAAAAGAUUAGUUGGGGCCUUGUUCAUUCAAUUUCACAACUGAGGGAAUUACUUAUCACAGAUAUACCAGAUGAUAAUCUUCAAUCAAACAGUUUAUUACAAUCUUCAGAGAAUAAUAAUGUUAAACAGAAACAUGAUGCUAUUGAUGGUGAUUCAACAUUAGUAAAUAGAUUAGAUAAAACUAAUCACAAUACUGAAGUAUAUCAUCGUCAGACAAAUUCUGACUUACGUUUUGUAGAAGCAUCAAAAUCACAAAGUUUAAAUUAUCCACAAACAAACAGAAAUUAUAUGAAUCCAGAUUUAAACACAGAUAAUUAUAAUCAUGAACGAUUAAAUCAAACUCAGUUAAAACAAACAAUUCAAGAUAUGAACAAUAAUAAUGACAAUAUGAUGACAACAGAAACAUUUGUCGGUCCCGAUGGAAAAUUACAAAUGAGUAUAUGUGAUCAUCCGAAUGGAUUUUUACGAAGACAAAAAAAAUUAUGCCGUCAGUAUUUGCAUUUAAUGGAAAGUGUGAUACGUGGUUAUUUUAUGGGUUUAAAAGAAUGUGAAUAUCAGUUUUCUGCACACCGAUGGAAUUGUCAAGGUCAUAAUUUAACUAUUCGAACAGCACCGAAUAAUGGAAUACAGAAACGUCUAAGAUAUAGAGAAUCUGAACCGAAGAGUGAUUUGGACAAUUCACAAAGAAAAUCUGUACGUAUACAAACAUACUUAGAUAAACUAUUAUCAAAAGGUACAAGGGAAUCUGCUUAUGUUUUGGCUGUCACAUCGGCUGGUGUGUCACAUGCAGUCACUAAAGCAUGUAGUAGUGGUUUACAUGAUAAUUGUGGAUGUGACAGGACAAUAUAUGAUCAUCCUAGAGAGCCGAAUUUUGAAUGGUCCGGCUGUUCAGACAAUAUAUAUUUCGGAGCAGAAUUUUCAAGACAAUUUCUCGACGUGCGUGAACGCAACAGGUUGAAGCGUAAUCCGAAAUUAGGCCUAACCAAUUUACAUAAUAACUAUGUAGGAAGACAUAUGGUUAUCAAUAAAAUGGAAGUUCAGUGUAAAUGUCAUGGUGUAAGUGGAUCAUGUGAGAUGCGUACAUGCUGGAGAUCGCUACCGAAAUUUCGACAUUUAGGUGCACAACUACAAGAAAGAUUUCAUGAAGCUAUACAGGUCGCUUAUAUGCAAAACCGUUUGGUUUCAAUGAAAGCUUUAGAACAGUUAAAUAAAGAAUCAAACGGAAACGCGCUUUUACUUUCGCACCCCGCUUUAUUACCAUCGUCAGUAUCUGGAGCAUCAUCAUCUGGAGCAGCAAUGUCAUCACGAGUUAAUCGAAAUACCUUUGAUUCGUUAACUAGUUCAACAUCACUAUCUCCAUCAUCUUUACCAUCACCAACAGAAAAUGAUUUAAUUUAUAUAAGCGAAUCACCAACAUUUUGUCAUCAUGACCCGCGGUACGGCAGUAUCGGUACAUAUGGACGUCAAUGUGACGAAAAUUCCCAAGGUUUAAAUAGUUGUCAUUAUUUAUGCUGUGGUCGAGGAUUUAAACGGCAAACAUUUGUUCAACAGGAAAGAUGUGAUUGUAAAUUUCAAUGGUGCUGUAAAGUUGUCUGUAAGACAUGCCGUAAAACAGUGGUCAUAUCAACAUGUAAUUAAUAACUAUGAAUAUGCACAUAUAAAUGCAUCAUUUUACGGUUUGAAAUCAUUUUAUGUGUUUGUUUUCACUUUCGUACACUAAAUUCCCUACCUCUAUGAUUCUCUUCACAUCUAUUCCAAAAAUGCUUUUCUCCCAUUCUUGUAUUACAAAAAUGUCUGUAUUGAAAUUGGAUCCAUUGCUAAUAGUGACAAAAUAGCAAUCACAGUCAUCAUGAUACUAUUAAAAUGCCUAAACCCAACAGGAGAGAUUACAAUCAAUUGUGACAUGUUGAAAACAAAUAAAAAACUCAUCAAGUUGUUGGUAUUUUACUACAUGAAGGAAAUUAGAAGACUAUCAUGAAUAAUCAGAAAUAAACUUUUUUUAAUGAGUUUAGUGUGAGUAGUACAGAAAACUGAAAAAGACCAAAAUAAACAAAUGAAUAUACAUAAUUUACUGUUUUUCUCAAUUCACUCUUUUCUUGUUCACUGUUUUUGUUGUAAAUGUUUAUUUUCUUAAUAUACUAACUAUAACAUGUGUAUAUUCUAUUUAUAGUCACUCAUUCACCAAAUCAAUCAGUUAAUCACAAUUCAUUAUUCUUAAUCUUUAUAUGAUAAAACAAAGCAUAAAAUGAACACCAUGAAUGAUCAUAAAACGAACUCAUCUGUUGUAUUUUAAUAUACAAAUACAUAUUCAUUUUGAUCUGUCCAAUAUACAAACAUGUAAACAUUCAGCUAUUUAUGAGUAAAAAAUACAUAGUGAAAGGUUACGUUCUGAAGUUGGUCUUUGUCUAAACACUUCCUUGUGAUUAAUUGAUAUUAUCAACAACAUGAAAGUAUCCAACUUAAUGAGAAAGUACUGAUUUUCAGAAUUAUCAACACUUUAAAAAAUACUACUUAUGAGUAGCCCAAAUAAAAAUUCUAAAUCAUUUGACUGAUGAGAGUUAUAUAAUCGUUGAUUAAGGUACCGGAGGAAAAUUUAGUUUUAUUUUCUGACUGAUAUCAUUUGUAUAAGCAUGGAAAUCCUGGGAUCAGAUAUUGACACAUAUAUUCAUCGUUAAUAUUCUAGUACACAGAACGUCUUCAUUUAUAGUUGUUAAGUACAACAUUGAGUGAAAAUUCAUACGUACCAGACACAUUCUGCACCCUUGAAACCAAUAUCACGAAUAUACUGUUAAGUCAAUUGAAUCGAUAACAGAUCGUUUGAUUCUCACUUGAUAGGGAAAUAGCAAUCAUUGUGUGACACUAAGCUCCUAUAUGUAGUGGUUUCAGGAGACCAGGAAUAAGGUCCCACGUACUCGAAUUGUUUGCAUUAGAUGAACGAGGUGACAAAUGAACGUGAGAAGGGUUAGUAGUGGAGAUAGGAGUUAUUAAGAGGUAUAGGAAGAAUUUGAUAGUGACCAACUUGGUCUCGUGUGCUGUUACGGGUAUGAGAGCCGAUGUCACUUCCCGGCUUCCCACAGCGUAGAAGGGUAUUUAUUGAGUAACCUGAAAAGGAGGUUUGAUUAGUAGUGGUUUUAACGACCAGGGAGCGUGAUCCCAGAGCCCAAGGGACAACUGCUUGAGGCUGGUCACGCACGGUCCUUUCGUGGGAGGUUUUUAACGUGUUACCUCCGUUCUUCGGAAGGCCUUACCGUCAGAGACGGAAAUCCGUGAGGUAAGGUGAGGUGUGACAUAUCUAAACGCGACCUUUUCUAACCCCUUCCUUCCUUGUGGGAAGGCAGCAUCGCUGCAGAUGCUGGUUGUCCAAAGGAAACACCUUACUGCUGUCACACCCCUCUACAGUCAGCAGAACGACUUCGCUCUCAGACCUUGAGUUGCUGCUUUUAGUCUUACCGUUCUCCAAUCGACCUGCCUGGCAUGGUAAGACUUAUAAGAACAUAUGUUCCAGCCAAUAUAGCCCGGUUGGGUCAUUACGUAGGCAAUCCCGACCACCACGUCAAGGUAGCAGCUACGGCUGCUUACAACAAAACGAUCUAGAAUCCUACAGUUUUGUUAAGUGCGAAGUAUUGUCUACACUGUGUCAAAUUGAGAGGCUCAUGAUGCUAAUUUUGGAGUGUUAUUCUCUAAACCUAAAUGAAUAGUGUCUGCUACAUAGGUAGAAAUAUCAAGGACAUAGGAAACUUGUUGAGUGAAAAUAUAAGAAGACAAAUAAUAUGCAGGAGGUAUUAAGAUGAAUUUGAGAGUAAAGUCAAAUGUUAAAUAUGUUGCUCUUAAGUAAACGACCACCCUUUAUGAAAUAUCUGCAGAAAAGUCUUAAUUCAGUUUAUCGAUCCGAUUUGAGAAACUGGUCCUUCAGUACGAAAAACUGGCCACUUUUUUACAACAUACAGUUUAUGUAGACCAAGAGUACCAUCCUCGCUAAAUAGUUUUAAUUCUUCUUUUAACCAAUAAUGUUGCUAGGCACCAAUUACGUCCUCAAAACGGAACUUGUUACUUCUCUGGCUUUUAUAAAUGAAAUAAAAAUGCAACUCGUUUACCAAGUACAGAUUUAUGCGCUUAGCUUUGAGCCGAAUCAUUUAUGUGACGCCAACCAAAUUUUCAAUCUUUUAGAAAUUAUCAUGUCAGCCUCGAUGACUCGGACAUAUGAACUGGUUACAAGGUUCUUCUAUGAAGAUAAAACAAAGAAUAGAGCACUAACCACACCAAAUAUUCUGAAGUCGAGGUUUGUUCAAACUAAAUUGUGAUAACCAACAAGCUUAAUGGAUG